Molecule: messenger RNA, 1668 nt
Organism: Aspergillus pseudotamarii
Lineage: Eukaryota; Fungi; Ascomycota; Eurotiomycetes; Eurotiales; Aspergillaceae
Exons: 6
Coding region: 1-1668 (555 amino acids)
Cellular component (GO): mitochondrion
Molecular function (GO): (3R)-hydroxyacyl-[acyl-carrier-protein] dehydratase activity
Source: RefSeq, a predicted model, not a curated record
AUGAAGAGGAACGUCUUACUCCCACUGGGGGGGAGAAGAUCGGCAAUCUCAUCGCGGACAUACUCGUCACUCUGCGAUCGUUUGCAUCGCGAAUUAACAUCGCGGAUACUCCCUUUGAACUUUGAUUAUCUACAUACCCAGCCUUCCCAUCUCCUGAGCUUGACAUUAGCUGACCUUCUUCCGGGGACUCUUGUAUGGCCGUGUGUUCAUACGGCUCUCCCCUCAGUCACCCGUGCAUUUCGUAUGCCGGCUGGCCAUCAUUUGGCUUAUUUUCCUCCGCAGGUUACGUUAUCACAGUUACUACCAGAUGGCACUGAUGUCUUACAUAGUCCCGGUGUACCUUUUGAAAGGCGUCUAUGGGCCGGUGGAAGUGUCAGAUUUCCUGUCACAAGAGGUCUGAUUCUCAACGGAGCCCGAGCUGUCUGUAUCGAAACGAUUCGUGACGUGAUGGUGAAAGGACGUGAAGGGGCAGAGAAAGUGAUGGUUAAAAUAGAGAGGCGAAUGGCCGUGGUACAGGAGGAGGAAGAGGAGGGCAGUAUCAGAGAGCGGAUAUGGAAGGAUACCGAAGACGAAAUUGGGCAUGCUGCGGUCAUUGAAAGUAGGAAUCUGGCUUUUAUGCGGAAAAAAACACAAGGUGAACUGCAUUAUGACAAGAUGAAUUUUGAUACCUGUCAGAGAGUCAUAAAACGUUUCCGGAAUCUUCUUGUGCAUGGACCGUUGACUCUGACACUGUUGCUCACUGUCCUUGAAGCACAUCUCGCCAAAUCAGACCAAAUCAUCACAGCAUUUGACUAUCGAAAUGUGGCUCCUCUUUAUGUUGAUGAGCCUCUAACCAUUUGUGGCAAACCAAAGUCUGGAAAGGACGAUGUAUGGGAUGUAUGGAUUGAAGGAAAGAACGGAGGCCUGGCAGUACGCGGCACUGCUUUUACAAGCCCAGUGAGCCUAACUGCCCUUACUUUCGUUCAGUCCGCUUUGGUUUAUGGUGGUCUACUAAGUGGUAGAUACGUUAUAUUCCGUCCGGGACUAGUCUUCAAGCAGCUUCCUGAGGCAUGGAGGUUGUUCUCGUCAUUCUUUAUGACAGGACCUCGCCUUGACUUUAUACUUGAUAUCUACUUCAUGUUCAAGUAUGGCAGUGCUUUGGAGACGGCAUCACCACGGUUUAGUUCACCGGGUGACUUCUUCACGUACGUGUUCUUUGUAGCCACUGUUAUUACGCUCACCGCAGGUUGCCUGUUAGAUGAUGUAAUUUUUACCCAUGCUUUAAUCAUCGCAUUUGUCUACACGUUCGCCCAAGAUAACCAAGGUAGAAAAGCCUCUUUCUUCGUGGUCCAACUGCCUGUUGAAUUCCUACCAUGGGCGAUGCUCACCUGGACGCUUGUGCUUAGUGGGUGGCAUGCAGCAUUUAGUGAGAGCAUGGGAAUAGUCGCGGCACACAUGUAUGAUUUCUUCUCACGCAUAUAUCCAACUUUCGGAGGUGGUAGGAACUACAUUAUCACGCCGACUGUUGUGCGGAGAAUCUUUAGCGCCCAUAUGCCCCCCAGUCAGCACCGGGCCUAUGGAACAGCUUAUCGUCCGAUCCCUGAAGAACAAAAUCCAUCCCAGGGCUGGGGCUCUUUUCAAAGCCCCUGGAGCAGUAGAGGACCAGGCAGAAGACUGGGCGGCGGCUAA